AUGGGGUGCAUCGAAUCCAAGUUCAAGUACGAAGAGCGUCAGGUGAACGCAGUAGCCGCCUUUGUGCACAAUGCCAUCGACGGCAAAGUCGCCUUGCUAGCGAAAGCCAUCAGAAUCGACCGAAAAAAGGUCGUCGCCGUCGACCGGUUUGGCAUGACAGCAUUGCAUUGGGCGUGCUAUGUUGGCCAAAUCACGUCGGUCAUCGCGCUCUGCGACGCAGGGGCCGUGCCAACCCAAGUCGACAACAACCAGCGGAAUGCACUACAUCAUGCGUGUCGGAAAGGGCGGUUGAACAUCGUGGCCCACUUGACUAGCAUUUGCGGUAUGAAUGUCAACUGCCAAAGCGGCAACGGGGACACUCCCCUGCACAAAGCAGUCCUCGCUCCGAGUGUGCCUGUCACGUUGCUGCUACUAAAACACGGCGCCAACAAACACUUGCCUAACACGUAUGGCCGAACGCCGUCGUCCGAAGUGCAAUUUCGACUGGGGAAAGGCGCCCCCACCGCAGCGAUCCCGGAAGAGGCCGAGCCGGACCUGGGCCAAGUUUUACAAUGGCCAGCGUUGCAAUCCGUCGAAGUCAUGACCGCCGUGGUGCCGUUCGACGAUACCCUGUCAAGGCCGUCCACCACCGACCAGCUGCAGCUCUCCCCCUCCGAUCAACUGGCCACAUUAAGUGGCUACGCCCUUCUUGGAGCCAUCUUCACACUUCACGACCUAGCACUCGCUCGAGAUCCAAGCGCCAUGGCGCAGUUCGACCAGCUCGUGGCCACUCAUUGCGUCGUUGGUUCGUAA
Messenger RNA from Aphanomyces astaci, 792 nucleotides. RefSeq lists its product as hypothetical. Gene Ontology annotation, molecular function: protein binding. The record is from RefSeq and is a predicted model, not a curated record. The coding region runs from base 1 to 792 and encodes 263 amino acids. Lineage: Eukaryota; Oomycota; Saprolegniomycetes; Saprolegniales; Verrucalvaceae. The transcript is spliced from 7 exons.